Chinchilla lanigera (long-tailed chinchilla) is the source of this 2817-nucleotide messenger RNA. RefSeq names its product cation channel, sperm associated 1 (gene Catsper1). Gene Ontology annotation, biological process: spermatogenesis; transmembrane transport; calcium ion transport. Gene Ontology annotation, cellular component: membrane; CatSper complex. The transcript has 11 exons. Lineage: Eukaryota; Metazoa; Chordata; Mammalia; Rodentia; Chinchillidae. The record is from RefSeq and is a predicted model, not a curated record. Bases 169 to 1983 code for a protein of 604 amino acids. Gene Ontology annotation, molecular function: voltage-gated calcium channel activity; calcium-activated cation channel activity.
GAGUCAGACCACCAUGGUGGGCCCCACCAUGGUGGGCCCUACCACCAUGCUGAAUCAGACCACCAUGGUGGGCCCCACCACCACCCUGAAUCAGACCACCAUGGUGGGCCACACCACCAUGGUAGGCAUCACUACUAUGGUGGGCAUCCACACCCCCAAACCUCUGGUAUGUCCUACCAACACAGUGAGACUUCCUACUCUAGUAGACAAAAUUUACCUGGUGCAUCACACCACGGUGAGUAUGGCCACCCUGGUGAGUUCCACAGCAAAAGUCCUUCUUACCACCGUGAAGAUUCCUACCGCUAUGGUGACCCCUACCAUCACAGUGAAGACUACCACCAAAGGGGGUCCCAGCAUCGUGAACCCCACCAAUACAACAAGCUCCAUCCUCAUGACUACCAUCACCACAGAAAGUAUCCUCAUCAUCAAGACAGCAUUCUCAGCCAUCCCUCUGGGGAGUCCUACCACCACGGCUCACCUCACUUCCACAGAGAAUAUUACCAUGGCGGUCACCACCCUAGUGAGGACCACCAUGACGAGCACUACCACCACAGAGAUCACCACCAUGGAGAGCAGCACCAUGCUGAGCCACACCACGGUGAGCACCACCACCACAGAGAUUAUCACCACGGUGAGCAGUACCAUGUGGGGCCGCACCACAGAGAUCACCACCACCACCAUGGAGAGCACCACCACCACAGGGAGCACCACCAUCUGGAGUAUCACCACAGUUCAGCUCAAUACGAUCACCUCCACAGAGAUUCCUACAAGGACUACCACACAAGCGGCUCUCAUCUCUUUGAGCCACACAAGCCACACAGCAUCGUCGGUUCUGCUGCUCAUCUAGAAUCUACAAAGAGCUUGCCCCAUGGUGUGAUUCAGUCCCACACCACAGUUUACUCACGUGCCUCUCAGGCCUCCGACAAAAUUCAUCCUCAGGACUCCUCCUCCAAAGACUCAAAAAGCUGGUCUGAAGAUGAGCAAUAUCAGAGGCAAAAAAAGGCCCGAGGCCAGCGGACCCACAAGAAGUACACUAUGAACAUCUUCCAGCGGUUUUGUGAAAGAUUAAAAACCCUCCUUUGGCGUCCCUGGACAAUUAUCAGGAAUCUGACACAGUCCUCGGUCUUUGAAACCUUCAUCUUUCUCGUCGUCUUCCUCAACAUCUUCAUGCUUAUGGCCCAGACCUUUGCAGAAGUCAAGAUCAGGGGUGACAAGAAAGCUGAGGUCAGAGCAGCUGAGUCACACAGCCAUUUGGGGCUGAACCGGGAGAGGCUAGAGUGGUACUUCAUGGCUUUUGACUGCAUCUUCCUCAGCAUCUACAUGAUAGAAGCCCUGCUCAAGAUCAUUUCCCUGGGCCUGGAGUAUUUUUAUGAUCCCUGGAACAAUCUGGACUUCUUCGUCAUGAUCAUGGCCGUGCUGGACUUCGCGCUCAUGCAAGUCAACUCCCUCUACUCCUUCUACAACCACAGCCUCUUUCGGAUUCUCAAGGUCUUAAAGAUCAUGCGGGCUCUGAGGGCAAUCCGGAUCGUGCGGAGGCUCAGAAUCCUGACCAGCCUCAAAGAAGUAACAGGGACCCUGGUGGGGUCCUUGCAGUCCAUCAUAACUAUCUUCAUCCUCAUAUUUUCCUGCCUCUUGUUCUUCUCUAUGAUCCUGACGCUGUUCCGAAGAUCGGAUCCCUGGCGCUUCGAGAACUUCUUCACCACCAUGUUCACCCUCUUCACCGUGCUCACCCUGGAUGACUGGUCCCUCAUCUACAUGGACAGCCGUGCCCAGGGUGCCUGGUACAUCAUCCCCAUUCUCAUGAUUUACAUCUUCAUCCAAAACAUCAUCUUCCUCAACCUGCUGACCGCUGUCCUGGUGGACAACUUCCAGAUGGCCCUGCUCAGAGAUGAAGAGAAAGUGAAGCAGGAGAUGACCGCCUGGAUUCAUGAGAAGCUGCUAGAUGACUCCCUGACAGAGCUCAACCAAAUAGGAUGGUUUUGACUGCCUUUGCGGUUUUGUCAAGGUUACACACACUUGUCCAGAGUCAUUUGACACAGACUGAGUCUGCAAGAAUGAAGUUUCCUGGAUAUGUGGUCAUUUUCACACAUGACUCUUUAGAUGCGCUGAUUUUGAGCCAAAUGGUUUGCUUUUGACCUAAAGAUCCCCAGGACUUUAGAAUCUGAGUUCCAGAAUCCCACUCCUAAGAUCAUCAGCAGGGGACCGUCAUGGACACAUUCCAUCAAGAACAGUACACAACAGUUAAAGGAGCAGAAAAAAUUCAUUGGCCCCAAUUACUUAGCAAAUUGGAGGUGUAUGGGCUUUCAGGAAUGGCUGGAUCCAGGACUCAAACAACUGUCAGGAUUUGGUGUCUUCUGUAUCUGUGCUCUGUAGUCCUCUGAGUGGUUUUGUAGCUAGAGUAAUUCUUCCCCUGUGGCCCAAAAUGAUCGCCUGCACCUGUAGUCCCAGGUCCUAGCCAUCUGUAGGUCUCCCAGGAGAAAGCAUUCCUCUUCUCCCAGCUGUCCCAACAAACUCCCAGAGAUGAGCCGCCUCUGUUCGGAUGAGGUUACUUACUUAGUUUUGAACAAAUCACUGUAGGCUGUGAUUGGCUAGUCCACAGUCAUGUAUCCUGGGACCCCGGGGAAGGACCGACCCCAGCUAAACAACAUGAACUGAACACUGGUGGGGUCAGUUCCUCAGGAAAACUGAGACACAUUUUUUGAUGUUUUUUGUUGUCAUUGUUUUGUUUUGUUUUUGGUACUGGGGAACCCAGGAGUGCUCUACUGCUACUACUGACCUAUAUCCCCAGCCUUCCUGUCUUCCCUCCUUCUUUCCCUC